CCACAGUCCGACUUAAUUAAGCUCUGACCCCUCUUCAUAUUGGAAAAAAAAAAAAAAGAAAAAAAAAAUUCUCCAGAGCAGCAUCUUUUAUUUGUGUUAAUUAAUUAUUAUAUUCGGACAUGGAGAAAUUGGAUAAAGGAAACGGAUCGGCAGCCUGUGGAUGCACCCCGAAUCGGUAGCGUAGACAUUACUUGCCUGUUUAUCUUUCUGGCGAAGAAGAUGGUUUCCGUUUAGAUCUCACCAAAACGUACAAUCAUUCUAAGCCUUCUUUGAUUCUCUAUUCAUAGCCAGAACGAUCUGCGGUUACCAGAAAGAAAGCAAUAAAAGUGAAAGAUGGCUUCAACGGAGGGUUUGGUGCCCAUAACAAGGACGUUCCUCGCUUCUUAUUACGACAAAUACCCAUUCGACCCUCUCUCCGACGACGUAUCUCGUCUUUCCUUUGAGAUUCGCUCUUUCGCCCAGGAUUUGCUCCAAGGCUUACCCCCGACUCAAGGUGAAAGCUUAUUAAUACAAGAAGCAGACAGUCAGCCUCCCCAUAAAAUUGAUGAGAACAUGUGGAAAAAUAGAGAACAUAUUGAAGAAAUUCUGUUUUUACUUGAAAGAUCUCACUGGCCACCACUGCUUCAGCAACCAUCAACAUCUGAGGUUGCUGAAUUUGCUACUAUUUGUGGGCGGCUCAAGGAUAAAUUUCAGAGGAUUUUGAGGAUAUUGGCGUCUUUCCAAUCAAGAAACUCAGAACGUGUAUUCAAUACAGUUAUGACCUACAUGCCUCAGGAUUUUCGAGGAACACUCAUCAAACAACAAAAGGAGAGAUCUGAGAGGAAUAAGCAAGCAGAGGUAGAUGCUCUGGUUAAUUCUGGCGGAAGCAUACAUGAUCGAUAUGCUUUGUUGUGGAAACAACAAAUGGAUCGGAGGAGACAGCUAGCACAGCUUGGUGCUGCAACAGGUGUCUAUAAAACCCUCGUAAAGUACUUAGUUGGAGUUCCGCAGGUAUUAUUGGAUUUUAUUCGGCAAAUAAAUGAUGAUGAUGGGCCCAUGGAAGAGCAACGGCAACGCUAUGGUCCCCCUUUGUAUAACCUUACAAAGACAGUGCUUAUUAUCCGACUUUUUCUUUCACUAGCGUGGCAGAGAUUUGAAGCUUUUAAACUAAAUAGGCAUCAGAUUUCAGUCCUGGAAGAAGCAGUUGAUGUCUACACCUCCGAGUUUGAGAGGUUCAUAAAUUUUAUAAGUGAGGUCUUUGCAAAUUCGCCAUUCUUUAUUUCAGCAGAGGAUGCCAGCAUGUUUGAGACGAGGAAAAGUGAUGAAUACAAUGAGAUAACUGUCCCAGCUGGGAAAAGUUACGAGGUUUCAUUGGCUGUUGAGUCAAUAAACUCGUAUAUUGCUUGGGAUUUCUCAUUGGUGCAGGGCAAGAUGAACAUGGAUAUUGGAUUUAGUGUGGAGUACACAAAUACCGUUGGUGAAAAAACACUAAUAUUACCUUACCGGCGUUAUGAGUCAGAUCAAGGCAACUUCAGCACAUGCAUGGCUGGAAACUACAAACUUAUCUGGGAUAAUUCGUAUUCAACAUUUUUUAAGAAGGCCCUUCGGUACAAAGUCGACUGUAUUCCUCCAGUCCUGGAUUCAGCUGAGUCAAAUGAAGUGGAAGGAUGAUGAUACCUUUGGAUGUAGCAUGUCUCAUAUUCUUAUCCUUGAUUUUCUCUCGUAUUCAUUUGUACUAUAAGUCCUGUCUUUUGGCGUUUUGAUUAUCCGAAGACUGCCUCAGCCAAGGCAUUGUCUCAUAAAAUAGAUCUAUGUUUGCACGUUACCGUGCAAUUAGUAGAAGUUUAUGAAUGAAAGAGUGCUAUCUCUUCACAAAACA
Molecule: messenger RNA, 1858 nt
Organism: Theobroma cacao (cacao)
Lineage: Eukaryota; Viridiplantae; Streptophyta; Magnoliopsida; Malvales; Malvaceae
Product: retinal-binding protein
Source: RefSeq, a predicted model, not a curated record